Molecule: messenger RNA, 1883 nt
Organism: Chiloscyllium plagiosum (whitespotted bambooshark)
Lineage: Eukaryota; Metazoa; Chordata; Chondrichthyes; Orectolobiformes; Hemiscylliidae
Gene: foxi1
Product: forkhead box i1
Biological process (GO): regulation of transcription by RNA polymerase II; cell differentiation; anatomical structure morphogenesis
Molecular function (GO): RNA polymerase II cis-regulatory region sequence-specific DNA binding; DNA-binding transcription factor activity, RNA polymerase II-specific
Source: RefSeq, a predicted model, not a curated record
AAUGCCGCACUUGGCGCUGGCUCGCAGUCUUCCCCCCCCUCCCCUCCCCUCCCCCGGACCCCUCCUUGCUGAGAGUGAGCAGGAGCACGCCGGGACCCGCUUACCCAGCGGAUGAUGAACGCCUUUGGCCAGGCGCCUGGUGCCAGUGGUCAGCCUUCUCCUCUCCAACAAGCCAGCGCGCAGGAAAUCCUGGACAUGGCUGUGUACUGCGACAACUUCAGCGUGUACCCCCAGAACCUGCACCACCAUCACCACCACCACCACCCUCAGCGGCCGUCUGCCCAUCCCCCGAGCUACGGGCUGAGUGACUACACUUCCCCCAGCGCCAGCCCCUACCUCUGGCUCAAUGGAGCGCCGAUGAACUCUUCGCCUUACCUGGCCGGCAGCAAUGGGGCAGCUUACAUCCCGCCCGGCUACGGCACGGGCCAGCGGCAGUUCCUGGCGCCUCCGUCGGGUUUUGGAAGCACCGAGCUGGGCUGGCUGUCCCUCCCGAGCCAACAGGAACUUUUUAAGAUGGUUCGCCCUCCGUACUCGUACUCAGCGCUGAUCGCCAUGGCGAUCCAGAACGCUUCGGACAAGAAGCUGACCCUCAGUCAGAUCUACCAGUACGUGGCGGACAACUUCCCCUUUUACAAGAAGAGUAAAGCGGGCUGGCAGAACUCCAUCCGGCACAACCUGUCCCUUAACGACUGCUUCAAGAAAGUGCCCAGAGACGAAGACGACCCAGGUAAAGGUAAUUACUGGACCCUGGAUCCCAAUUGUGAGAAAAUGUUCGAUAAUGGGAAUUUCAGGAGGAAGAGAAAGCGUCGAUCAGACACUACAGGGCCCAGUGGCCACGGGCUGGGUGACAAGACUGAUGACGCAAAUAUGAAACCGUCAGAUACAGCCAGUGUCCUGGGGUCGGCCUCUCCCGGACAGCAGAGUUCUCCUGGGACUGCCAGUGACUCCAAACCCUCGGUCUCACCAGUCAUGCAAUCCAAUCCCUGUUUCAGCAACUUCGUGUCGAACAUGAGCACCAUGGUCAACGGCAGCACUGGGGUAAAAAGACCGAUUUCCUCUGGGGGACUGGUGGGGGAUUUAUCACAAGCUAGGCAAAAUCUCCCUGGACUCAAUUCUUACUCACCAUCACACAACCCAAUGCAUAACACAGUCGACAUUCACAAUCGAUUGAACUAUUAUCAGUCUCCUGUUUCCGGUCAACAAAGUGGACUGAGCGGCCCCUUGUGUAACCACUUCAGUGUCAAUAAUCUGAUUUACAGCAGAGAAGGCACAGAGAUUUAACCACGAGGAGUGUACGUGUACAGAGUACAAACUUUAGAAACAAAGAAUAUGCCUUUUUUUAUACAAUAGCAAUGUGAGUAAUAUUUCUAGUGCAGUUUUGAUAGAAUUGGUUUGUUUUCGUGUCAAAUUGCGCUUAUUGUAAAUGACAUGGACAAAUACAAUUAUGUUUACUUCCAGCUAGCAUUUUGACACAAACUAUUUGUUUACAUAAGGAUUCAAGUUCGGAUAGUAAAACGAACUGUAGAUUGAAAUCUGUAGGUGGGGAUUUGUGCACUAAGCAACCAAGAAGAAAAUUAAUGAUGUAGACGAAUGUGGUAUGUAUCCACUUAUCAGAGAUUUGAACUGUAGGAUUGUCGGACACUGUACUAUAUAGGGAGAAGUAAAUAGUUUUUGUAAUGUUGAAAUAUGAAAGUUUCAGUAUUUGUAUUUUAGGACGUAGCUGUCAGAGUUUGAGUUCAUUGUUUGAAUGGGAUUCACUGGACGCCUUGUGUGCAUUGGGCAAUUUUUGUGUUUUAUAAUCCUGCGUCCUUUCUUAAUAGCCGGUCGUGUUGAGAUCACUUGCUGUUUCUGUACUUAAACUUGCGUUUCUUGUUUUUUUUUAA